Messenger RNA from Botrytis deweyae, 1059 nucleotides. RefSeq lists its product as uncharacterized. The record is from RefSeq and is a predicted model, not a curated record. NCBI's taxonomy places the organism in Eukaryota, Fungi, Ascomycota, Leotiomycetes, Helotiales, Sclerotiniaceae. The coding region runs from base 1 to 1059 and encodes 352 amino acids. Gene Ontology annotation, biological process: mitotic sister chromatid segregation; protein localization to kinetochore; mitotic cell cycle. The transcript is spliced from 2 exons. Gene Ontology annotation, cellular component: nucleus; chromosome, centromeric region.
AUGAGUGCCGCAGACACUGCUCUCCUCACGGAGCAUUUGACAUACAGACCAAUUGCCGUCAUCGACGACAUAAUAAACAGUAUCAAUCUCCUCGCAUUCCGAGCCAUCGAUGCGCUCGAAAAAGGUCUUUUCGCCGCUCCUCCCUCUUCAAUCGGCUUCGCACCCACUUCCACUCUCUCCGCCGAAGAAGUUGCAACACAAUGCCAGCACGAAAUCGAAAACGGAGUCUACAAGCUCGAAACAUUGCUCAACGCGAAGAUUGAUAAGAAUUUCGAUAAGAUGGAAAUUUAUUUGCUGAGAAACGUUUUUGCUGUGCCGCCGGAUGUCAGGGAUUGGAUCCGAUUGAGCCAUUAUGAAGGAUUGGAUUUCAGGAGUGUGGAGGAAAAUGGAGCGGGGGCGGAUGGAGUGCCCACAUCGGAAACGGUUACGCUGCAGAGGAAGAGGUUGAGGGAGACGAUGAAAUUGAAUGCGGUGCUGAGGGCAGAGAAGGAGAGGAAUGAGAGAACUAUCGCGGCGUUGAAAGGAAUCAUAUCGCCAAGUCAAAGUUCGGCUAAGAAAACUGUUAAGGCUGAGGAUGGCACGGAGAUGGAAGUUGAUGUUGAGGAUGAUGAGCGACCCUCGUUGGCAUUCUUGCAGAAGAAGGGUAAUUUGACGAAAGAUGGAAAACAUCCUAUUGCGACUACGACCGAAUUCGCCUUGGCGCAAUUGCCUGCGCUUAAACAGUUACUGGAUAAUUUAGGACCAAGGCUGAAAGAGUUAUCGGAAGGCGAUGGCAUGGCUGGAAUGGUGGGAGAACAAGAGAAGAGUUGGAGAAGAGAAAGAUUGGAAUUCAUUGAAAAGGAAACGAGACGACAUCUUGAAAACGUGCGAGGCUUGGAGCUAGGUUCGCAAGGUGAAGUGAGAGAUGGAGAAUGGCAGGGCGAGGGAAGGAAACUCGGGAACGGAGAAGUAGAGGAUUUGGAGAAGGUUGUAGGGAUGUUUGAGAGUCAUGCUGCGCCACCAGAAAACGGAGACGGACAUGGAGAGGGAGACGGAGAUGCGAUGGAUGAGGGAACGUAA